AUAACAACCAACCCGACUGUUUUACCUCCACUCAACUGCCACCCAUAGUCUAAUGAAAAGCACUAAAGUGCAAACCCUCGGCGCACUAGAAACACGCGCAUGUAAUACUCCAUAAUUAUGCGCGUGUAGGUCGGAACCGGUAAUUGAUGGAGUGGGCUACACUAUCGUGGUCUCUCGCUAGAUCUUGUAGAGAGGGGGGCAGUGGUUAGCUAGACUAGUAGAUGGCAGUUUAGGCAGACAGAAUGCAAACAGGCAGUAUGCCAGUUUAAUUGGUAACCGGUGUUGUUGUGCACAACCACUUUGUCCCUACUGCCUAAUACACCUACGAACGAACAACAGUUGUUCUCAUUAUUUUAUCUGCUGAUGUGCUACGUGUGCAUGUCAAUGUGUGGGCAGAGUGGGUUGCCGAAUUGUACUUGUGCCACAUAUUUUGAAUUCCACUCGCCCCGUUGCCAGGACGACCCGGAGGACCUUCACUUCAGGAAGGGGGACGUGAUGUGGGUGUUGCGCAAGGACGAGGACGAGUGGUGGUUUGCACGGCACAGUGAUGGUAGAGAGGGAUCUAUACCAGUUCCUUAUGUAACAGUGGUGGAUGAUCAGAUUCAACAGCAGUCAUUUUUUGCCAGAGCUACAAUGGACAGAGAAUGUCCAUAUGACCCCACGGCACUCUCCUUUAAAGCUGGGGACAUGAUAAAAGUCACAAGGCAAAACGAGAACGGAAUGUGGGAAGGAGAAAUAAACAACAGAAGAGGACAUUUUCCCUUCAAACUCGUUGAAGUUGUAGAUAGUGCUAAUCAUCAGUGACCUUUGACCCCAGACCCCGCCCACUUUGAGGCCCGAGUUCAAUACAGUUCAUACAUGUACUUUGUCAUUUUUGCACCUCAGCCACCCUCUCUCUUGUUCUGUACAUACACAUACACAAGUAUUGCACACCACACCUUUUUUAUGAGUGAGCAGCCUACACCGUAACAAUAGCCGUUUGCUUUUCGCUAACUGUUGUAUAUAUGUACUGCAAUCACGUGUGCCAUAUUUUUUGUGAAGUGUAUAUAUUAUCUAUUGUACCGUACUGACGUGUAAUAUACAGUGAUAAUAGUUGGUGAAAUUGGGGCGUAGAUACACUAUAAUAGUUAUGUGUAUAUAGUAUGCAGUUGAGUGUGUGCAUGACGAUCGAGGGAGGAGAAGGGGAUAGACAUCCUCUUGUCCCAUUGUUAAUGUGUGCGAAUUGAAAAAGGAAAAAGAUGAGAGAGGUAGAGGUAUAUAACAUGAGCUAAAAUUAUUCCUCUGUUGUAAAUUGAAACGGGGAGGAGGGAGGGCCAAGAACGACGUUUGGACGUCUUUCAAGUCACUCUGCAGUUUCCUCUUGUUCAGGACGGGAUCAAAAUCCUCCGCUGGCCCUCUGCAUCUCUUUUGCCUUGCUGCAGUGAUCCUUGUACCAGGCGGCAAACUCGUACCAGUCCUCUCGGCUUGAAAACUCAAACUCUGUGUUCAGCCCAUCCGGCUGUACUGACCUCAUUCGAGCGAUCAUUUUUGCCCGUUCCAGGUCUAGUCUGUCGGGGUUUUGAACUGCAACAAGCCUCACAUACCUGCAUAACACAGUAUAUAGCUGCAUAUCCAGUAUAGAACUUCUUAUACUACAAUGGAACCUCCAAACAAGGGACACUAUGGAAAAGGGGAUAGGCAUCAUUUUGGACCUUUUAGAGAGGUCGUCCCUAUCUCGGAGGUCGAAUACUACACUAAAGUAUUAGCAUGGGGUUAAAACAAGUGUGCUUUGUAGAGAGGCCGUCCCUAUCUCGGAGGGUCCCUUACUGGAGGUUCCUCUGUGGUUAAUUAAUGUAAGAGGAAUGUGUUGAGCUGCUAAUAAGGCACGAGGUGUGGCCAAGUACACAUCGAUACGCAUUCAGAUUAUUUAUACAUAUUAUCCAGUAGUGUACUGUGGG
Geodia barretti is the source of this 1937-nucleotide messenger RNA. NCBI's taxonomy places the organism in Eukaryota, Metazoa, Porifera, Demospongiae, Tetractinellida, Geodiidae. The record is from the annotation of a GenBank genome assembly.